Molecule: messenger RNA, 1463 nt
Organism: Toxotes jaculatrix (banded archerfish)
Lineage: Eukaryota; Metazoa; Chordata; Actinopteri; Toxotidae
Gene: gabrr2a
Product: gamma-aminobutyric acid type A receptor subunit rho2a
Exons: 9
Coding region: 21-1463 (480 amino acids)
Biological process (GO): signal transduction; chemical synaptic transmission; nervous system process
Cellular component (GO): membrane; neuron projection; synapse
Molecular function (GO): GABA-A receptor activity; neurotransmitter receptor activity; extracellular ligand-gated monoatomic ion channel activity
Source: RefSeq, a predicted model, not a curated record
UGUGGAUUUGCGCCUUCAAGAUGCCUUAUUUGACCAAGCCUCUGAUUUUACUUCUAUGUCUGGUCGUUACCGGUGAAUGCCGUAAGCACGGCCACCGGGUACGGAGAUGGACUGGUACCGUGGAGACCCAAAAGCAUGGCACCUCUAUGGCAAAGAAGCCUCCGGAUGUGACCAAGUCUCGCAAAAUGAAGACAGAGCACCUGCUCAAAGUAGAUGAUCAUGACUUCACCAUGAGGCCGGCGUUUGGAGGUCCUGCCAUUCCUGUCGGAGUGGACGUUCAGGUGGAGAGCUUGGACAGCAUCUCUGAAGUUGAUAUGGACUUCACCAUGACCCUGUACCUGAGGCACUACUGGAAAGACGAGCGUCUGUCGUUCACCAGCAGCACCAACAAGAGCAUGACGUUCGAUGGUCGUCUGGUGAAGAAGAUCUGGGUCCCUGAUGUCUUCUUUGUCCAUUCCAAGAGGUCCUUCAUCCAUGACACCACUACUGACAACAUCAUGCUGCGUGUCUUCCCCGACGGACACGUCCUCUACAGUCUGAGAGUGACAGUGACGGCAGCCUGUAACAUGGACUUCAGCCGAUUUCCUCUGGAUUCUCAGACCUGCUCACUGGAGCUGGAGAGCUAUGCCUACACGGAUGAAGACCUGAUGCUGUACUGGAAGAGCGGCGAUGAGUCCCUCAGCACCGAUGAUCGCAUCUCCUUAUCGCAGUUCCUCAUCCAGAAGUUCCACACCACAUCUCGCUUGGCCUUCUACAGCAGCACAGGCUGGUACAAUCGCCUCUACAUUAACUUCACGUUGCGACGCCACAUCUUCUUCUUCUUGCUGCAGACGUACUUUCCUGCCACGCUCAUGGUGAUGCUUUCAUGGGUGUCUUUCUGGAUCGACCGCCGGGCUGUGCCGGCCAGAGUUUCCCUGGGCAUCACCACCGUGCUGACCAUGUCCACCAUCAUCACUGGUGUCAAUGCGUCCAUGCCCCGGGUGUCCUACAUCAAGGCCGUGGACAUUUACCUCUGGGUCAGCUUUGUCUUUGUCUUCUUGUCUGUGUUGGAGUACGCCGCCGUCAACUACCUGUCCACCGUCCAGGACCGCCGAGAGCGCAAGAUGAGAGAGAGGGCACGAUCACAGUCACUGCCCUGCACCUGUGGCAUCUCCCAGACACGAACCAUGACCAUGUUAGACGGUACCUACAGCGAGGCGGACACCAACAGCCUGGCUGGCUACACUGAGGAGCCCAUGGUCCCAGAGGAAGAACAGGAAGAGAUGCACGAGGUUCCAGAGAAACCUGAACACAUGGUGGUCCACCUGUCAGUGAGCAGCGAGUCCACCACCACCAAGAAGAAGAAGAGCUUGCGCGCCCUCAACAUCAUCCAGAACACACACGCCAUUGACAAAUACUCCCGGAUGAUUUUCCCUGGUUCGUACAUCUUCUUCAACCUUAUCUACUGGUCCGUCUACUGCUGA